Ixodes scapularis (black-legged tick) is the source of this 1011-nucleotide messenger RNA. It is a transcript of the gene Fam92, whose product is annotated as protein BFR2. Lineage: Eukaryota; Metazoa; Arthropoda; Arachnida; Ixodida; Ixodidae. The record is from RefSeq and is a predicted model, not a curated record. The transcript is spliced from 4 exons. The coding region runs from base 1 to 864 and encodes 287 amino acids.
AUGACCGAGGCGGCAGGCGGCGGCUCGUCUUCGUCCAGCGCUCCCAGGAGGACGCCCGUCAUCCGGCUGCACGGCGCGCCCACGCUGUCCCCGCGCCAGGCCCCGAAGAAAGGUGGACGUCGGGCGUCCGAGUUCUACUUCAGGGAGCCGGAGUACCUGGCGCCGCCCAGGGCCACCGUCUCCACGCCGCCGCCCGGACGCAAGAGGUCGGCGUCCCUGCCACACGUCCGCAGUCCAUCGCCCGUGCCGCCCCCAUUGGCCAGAGCUGCCCGGGCACACCACGUGACCCAGCACGGAAGAGGAAGGGAGGAGGACGACGAGGAGGAGGAUGAAGACGAAGAGGAGGAGAGGAAAGCGGACAGGGAAGAGGACGAGGAAGGUGGGGAGGACGCCGAGAACCAGCCCCAGCAGCCGCACGAGCAGCAACCGCAGCACAGAAGUCGCCUGCUGGGCGCCACGGCUGCGUCCGCAGACCGCAGGAAGUCGUCGCCCUGCCAGCCAAGGUUUGCCCCAGUCAGGAGAGGCCGGCCGUCACUCGACCUCAGCGCAGGCCACGGGACGGGCCACAUCACGCUUGGAAGCCACCUGGAUUCCGAAAUUGCCCGUCGCCGACACUCCGUCGCUGCCAGCGCGGCGUACACGAGCGACAAGACAGCGACGACCACGCACGAUAACUCCCAGCGUUUGGGAGCGUCGGACAGGGUCAGCGCACAACCGGGCCCGGGCCACGAGUCCUGGCUCGAGGAAGCGAGCUCCAGCGACGACGACUUCGCUGUCGACACCAAACCAACGAUGACCAAGUCAAACGCGUCCACGGGUCUGUCCAAGGCAACCGGUAACGGGUCCAGGGGGCCCGUGUCUUAAGACUCAAGAAACGAUAAGGACACACGUCAUGUUAAAAUUUGACAGAGGGCUCGAGGACGACUACGGACAUCGCAGGUGACGAUCUCAAAGUCUAUUCCUGUUGUUCGUUCAGACGCACGCGACGUUUGUGCCGUUAGGAGGAUGCGU